AUGAACCCGAAAUCGAAGUUCUCGACGAGUCGGGAACGAGCGACAAACCCGUUGGUGUGGUGUGCCGCCAUCAUCUGCACCGUCUUGACCAUAGCCGUUAUCAUCGCGGGCAUUGUCACAUUCAUAGGGUACUUGGUCAUACAUCCCAGGGUGCCUUACGUUAGCGUCAUAGACGGUCACCUAGACCGUAUGCAGCUCGAUUACGCCGGUAUUCUUGAGAUUCAAGUAACGAUAUUGAUCCGAGCCAAGAACGGGAACAAGAAGGCGCACGCGAGCUUCUCAGAUUCGAGUUACGGCCUAGGUUUGAAAGGGGAAGCGGUGGCGCGGCUGGUAGCACCACCCUUUGAAGUAGGCAAGAACAGUUCGGUCGAUUUUAAUUAUGUAGUGCCAUCGUCACCGAUACCUUUGGGACCGGAACAAGCGGAAUACGUCGACGCGGGUUUGAAGAAUGACCGGAUUAUAUUCGACUUGAAAGGGGGCACCAGGGUGAGAUGGAGAAUAGGCCAUCUGGGCUCAGUUAGGUUCUUGUGUCGCCUCGAUUGCCAGCUGCAUUUUCAUCCUUUGAAUGGCACCUACAUUCCUUCACGUUGUAGUUCCAAGGCCAAAUGA
This is a messenger RNA of Hibiscus syriacus, 609 nucleotides long. RefSeq lists its product as uncharacterized. The record is from RefSeq and is a predicted model, not a curated record. Bases 1 to 609 code for a protein of 202 amino acids. Gene Ontology annotation, cellular component: plasma membrane. The transcript has a single exon. Lineage: Eukaryota; Viridiplantae; Streptophyta; Magnoliopsida; Malvales; Malvaceae.